UGCAGCUUUGAAGACUUCCAGGUUGUGUUCAUCUUUGAUGGUCUGGAUGAGUGUCGACUUCCUCUGGACUUCAACAACACCAAGAUCCUGACUGACCCUAGAGAGGCCACCUCAGUUCAUUUGCUGCUGAUAAACCUAGUUAAGGGCCAUUUACUUCCCUCUGCCCAUGUCUGGAUAACCACACGACCUGCAGCAGCCAAUCAGAUCCCUGCUCAGUUUGUUGACAUAGUGACAGAGAUCAGAGGGUUCAAUGACCGACAGAAGGAUGAAUAUUUCUGGAAGAGAUUCAGAGAUGAGGAGCAGGCCAGUAUUAUAAUUUCCCACAUCUUGUUAUCAGAAAACCUCCACAUCAUGUGCCGCAUCCCAGUUUUCUGCUGGAUCACUGCUACAGUUCUGGAUUCUCUUACAAUAAAUAAUGAGAGCAGUGAUCUGCCUAAAAGCCUCACAGAGCUGUACAUCCACUUCAUGAUGGUGCAAGUCCAAUUGAAGAAGGUCAAGGAUGAAGGAUCGGAGACAGAUCCACCCUGGAGUCCAGACAGCAGGAAGAUGGUUGAGGCUCUGGGAAAACUGGCUUUUGAUCAGCUACAGAAAAGAAACCUGAUCUUCUAUGAAUCAGACCUGACAGAGUGUGGCAUCGAUAUCAGAGCAGCCUCAGUGUACUCAGGAGUGUUCACACAGAUCUUUAAAGAGGAGAGAGGACUGUACCAGGACAAGGUGUUCUGCUUUGUCCAUCUGAGUGUUCAGGAGUUUCUGGCUGCUCUUCAUGUCCAUCUGACCUUCAUCAACUCCAGAGUAAAUCUGCUGGAAGAAAAGAAAUCUUGGUCAUUUAAACUGUUUGGAAUUAAACACAAGCAAAAAGUCUUCUACCAGUGUGCUGUAGACAAGGCCUUACAGAGUCCAAAUGGACACCUGGACUUGUUUCUUCGUUUCCUCCUGGGUCUUUCACUGCAGACAAAUCAGACUCUCCUACGAGGCCUGCUGACACAGACAGGAAGUAGCUCACAGACCAAUCAGGAAACAGUUCAGUACAUCAAGAAGAAGCUCAAUGAGAACCUGUCCACAGAGAAAAGCCUCAACCUGUUUCACUGUUUGAAUGAACUGAAUGAUUGUUCUCUAGUGGUUGAGAUCCAGCAGUCCCUGAGUUCAGGAAGUCUCUCUACAGAUGAACUGUCUCCUGCUCAGUGGUCAGCUCUAGUCUUCAUCUUACUGUCAUCAGAAAAUUAUCUGGAUGUUUUUGACCUGAAGAAAUACUCUGCUUCAGAGGAAGCUCUUCUGAGGCUGCUGCCUGUGGUCAAAGCCUCCAAAAAAGUCAUACUGAAUGACUGUCAGCUCUCAGAGAAAAGCUGUGAAGCUCUGUCUUUAGUUUUCAGCUCCCAGUCCAACAGUGUGAGAGAGCUGGACCUGAGCAACAAUGACCUGAAGGAUUCAGGAGUGAAGCUGCUGUCUGUUGGAGUGAAAAAUCCACACUGUAAACUAGAAACUCUAAGUCUGUCGGGCUGCCUGAUCACAGAGCAAGGCUGUACUUAUCUGGCCUCAGCUCUGAGCUCCAAUCCCUCCCGUUUGAAAGAGCUGAACCUAAGCUACAAUCAUCCAGGUGACUCUGGCACGAGGAUGCUUUCAGCAUUACAGAAUGAUCCACAGUGGAGGCUGGAAGCUCUCAGGGUGGAGCCUGCUGGAGUCCAAUGGUUGAGACCAGGUCUGAGGAAGUGUAAGUGA
Molecule: messenger RNA, 1716 nt
Organism: Pundamilia nyererei
Lineage: Eukaryota; Metazoa; Chordata; Actinopteri; Cichliformes; Cichlidae
Product: protein NLRC3-like
Exons: 5
Molecular function (GO): protein binding
Source: RefSeq, a predicted model, not a curated record